Anguilla anguilla (European eel) is the source of this 1579-nucleotide messenger RNA. RefSeq names its product syntaxin 8 (gene stx8). The record is from RefSeq and is a predicted model, not a curated record. Gene Ontology annotation, biological process: vesicle fusion; intracellular protein transport. Bases 149 to 862 code for a protein of 237 amino acids. The transcript has 8 exons. Gene Ontology annotation, molecular function: SNARE binding; SNAP receptor activity. Gene Ontology annotation, cellular component: endomembrane system; SNARE complex. NCBI's taxonomy places the organism in Eukaryota, Metazoa, Chordata, Actinopteri, Anguilliformes, Anguillidae.
CCUCACGGCAUACCGUUUGGAUGUACUACGAGGAAGUGGGAUUGAAUGCCGAUUUGGCUGUUUUGUUUUCUCUUUACACUGUAAUAGUUAGCUGUUACAGCAUAUUAGUAAAAUACAGACGCAUAUCGCUAGUGUUGUGCUGAUCGUUAUGUCUCAAGAUCCGUGGUUACAGAAUUAUGAUGCCACUUGCCGUCUCGCUCAGGAAAUUGCAGAAAAUAUUCAUGAGAGGAACAGGCAACAGAGAACUGGAGGGAAUCCCGCUAAGCUCAACAUGAACCUGAGAGCAUCUCUCCAGAGGCUGAAGCAGCAUGUGGCCCAGCUGAGAGAGACUCUUCUCAGGGCUGCAUCCUCGCGACGCAUAAUGCAGGCGGAAGCCGACAGAAGGCAGAACCUCGUGGAUGAUCUCGUCACGCGGGAAAAGCAGCUCAACGCCAUGUUCCGGGGUGAUGUCACAGAGCCAGAGUCUUCAAGGUCGACCCUGAUGACGGGGGGAGGGGCGCAGGGGGCCCCGGCGAACCCCUGGCUGAUUGACGAGCCGGAGGAGACGCGGGGGCUGGGCUUCGGGGAGAUCAAGCAGCAGCAGCAGCGCAUCAUCGAAGAGCAGGACGCCGGUCUGGACGCCCUGGCCGCGGUCAUCAGCCGGCAGAAGCACAUGGGCCAGGAGAUCGGUAACGAGCUGGAGGAGCAGAACGAAAUCAUCGACGACGUGGCGCGCCUGGUGGACAAGACCGACGACAGGAUCCGCAACGAGACGCGAAGGGUUAAGCUGGUGGAGACCAAGUCGGCCAACUGCGGGAUGCUGGUGGUGAUUGUGCUGCUGCUGAUCGCCAUUGUGGUGGUGGGUGUGUGGCCCACGGGCUAACGAGGAGGACCGUACCAACGGGGCGGGGGCCAAGGGGGGGCGUGGUGGUGGCGUGCCCCUUGACUGCCACAGAGACUACUGUGAAGACGUGGAACAGAAUAAGCCCCCCCCACCCCCACCCCCGUUCCUCACCCACAUCUCUUGACCCCGCCUCCCUCCCUCCAUCCCUCCCUCCAUCCCUCUCUCUGGUACUUUUUAUUCUCCUCUCACUCGAUUCAUGAAAGUGAAGGAAUUUGCAGCUGGGCAAACAAAAAGGUGGCGUGAAGCCUCACUGAGAAGCCAGCAUCAGUGUGUUUGGAACGGGGGGAGUGGGGGGUUUCGGGGGGGGGAGGGGGGCGAGUGGUGGUGACCCUCAUGACCUUUCUUUCUAAGCACCUUUUCUCUCUAGAAUGUACCUGGAUUCCAAUGUCAGGAUCACAUCUGAUCACAACCUCUCUUCCCAAAUUAUGUCUGCCCCCCGCAGUUUGGGUGUGUGGUGUGUGGCCAGCAUUGACAGAUGGGUAAUACCACUCACCACCUCAGCAAUAUUCACAAAUACUCACUCAGCAGUUGCUAUAAAUUAUUGCCUGUCCUGAAAUUUUAUAUUGUUUAUAGAGCAAAACCAGUAAAAAAAAGAAGAAAAAAAAGUAAUGUUUCUGUGCUGCUAACUUAACUUCUACUUUUCUUUACGUUGUAUUAUUGUAAUGGCUGUAACAUCUAAUAAAUGACAUUCGCACA